Aureococcus anophagefferens is the source of this 552-nucleotide messenger RNA. RefSeq lists its product as hypothetical. Gene Ontology annotation, cellular component: nucleus; cytoplasm. The transcript has a single exon. Gene Ontology annotation, molecular function: FAD binding; DNA binding. Gene Ontology annotation, biological process: entrainment of circadian clock by photoperiod; circadian regulation of gene expression. The record is from RefSeq and is a predicted model, not a curated record. Bases 1 to 552 code for a protein of 183 amino acids. NCBI's taxonomy places the organism in Eukaryota, Pelagophyceae, Pelagomonadales, Pelagomonadaceae.
AUGGUCGUCGCGUCGUUCCUCGUCGAAUACCUCCGCGUGUCCUGGGUCCAGGGCGCCGCGUGGUUCGAGGAGACGUUGGUGGACAUGGACCCGGCGAUCAACGCGAUGAUGUGGCAGAACGCGGGCCGGUCGGGCAUCGACCAGUGGAACUUCGUCAUGUCGCCGGAGAACGCGUCCCAGGAUCCGACGGGCAAGUUCACGCUCCGCUACGUCCCCGAGCUCGCGGGGCUGCCGACGAAGCACCUGCACCGGCCCUGGACCGCGCCGGCGGCCGCGCUGGCGAAGGCCGGCGUCGCGCUGGGCGAGACCUACCCGCUCCGGGUCGUCGACCUCGCGGCCGAGCGCGCGCUCUCGACGGCGGCGGUCCUCGCCAUGCGCGCGCGGCACCCGCGCCGCAACGACGCGGGCGGCUACGACGUCGUCGAGCUCCCGGGCGGCGCGACGACGCGCGUCUUCACGAAGAGGGAGUACCGCCUCCCCGCGGACGACGACGCGGGCAGGAAGCGGGCGACGCCGGCGAAGAAGGGGCGCGUCGCGAAGCGGCGGCGGUAA